GCGUUUGUCCACGCAGCGCUAAGCUCAGAUUUGGCCCACUACAGAGUUUGUGCUUGCUGCAGCAUGGGUCCCAAAGCAAAAAAGUCUGCCAGGAAGAUGAAGAAAAUCACCAAAGCUGAACGACUAAAGCAGCUACAGGAGGAGGAGGAGAGGCAGCAAAAGGAGGAAGAGGAAGCCCGUGUGAAACAUGAAAAAGAAGAAAUGGAAAGACUUGAAAGACAACGGAUUGACAGAGAAAAAUGGCAUCAACUUGAAGCACUAGAUCUAGAAAGGAGGAAAGAAGAGCUUGAAGAACUUUAUUUACUAGAGGCAUGUUUUUCUGAAGCAGAGAAGUUGAAACAAGAUACUAGAUUGCUGUCUCAGUGGAAUCACUACAUCCAAUGUGAUGGGAGUCCUGAUCCUUCAAUAUCCCCAGAAAUUAACACUUUCAUUAGUUUGUGGAAAGAGGAAACAAAUGAGACUUUAGAGGAAGUCAUCACAAAAAGUAAACUAGUGCUAAAUUUAAUUGAGAAAUUGAGAUUACUUUUAUUGCAAAUGCCAUCAUAUGAUUUGGAAGAUAAAACUAUAAAACAAUAUCAAGGAUCAAUUCUAGAACUGCAGGAGCUCCUUCAUCUUAAGUUUAACACAGCCACAGAAAUACUUCUCAGACAAGCUAGUACAUUAGCAGAUCUGGACAGUGGAAAUAAGGAAAAAGUCAUUCAAGAUGAAAAUGUUACUCUGUAUGUGUGGGCAAACCUCAAGAAGAAUCCAAGGUACAGAAGUAUCAGAUUCUCUGAAACACAAAUUGGAUUUGAAAUUCCAAGGAUUUUAGCAACAAGUGACAUUGCUGUACGACUCCUACAUACUCACUAUGACCAUGUCACACCACUGUGGCCUGUUUUAACACCAUUACAAGAACGAGUUGCCACAGUAACUGACUCUGUCAAAGACGAAGUUAAGAACGGAGAAGCAGAAAUCAGUGACGAGCUCCAAGAAGAAAAUAAACCACAAGAAUGUGAGUCUGUAUCAGUCCAGGAGGAAGAAACAACAUUUGAGGAAGAAGGUGAUAUUGAAGUACAAACGAGUUCUGUCCAGGAAGAAUCUGAAGCCACAAAAUGUGAACUGGAGACGAAAUUACUAAGUGAGACAGUUUUUGCAGCACAGUUGUUGCUGAUAGAGAAUGCUAAUGAAAAGCCAUGUUUCUUUGGAGACAAUGAGGUUGAUUUAUGCCAAUUCACAACCCUGGGUGGAGUGUACCAUUUGGAUAUCUUCGAGCUUCCACCACAGUGCAAACCAAUGAAAGGCUGGAUAAUUGUGGAACUACUCAAAGAAGGGCUGCAGAAAUAUAUAUAUCCUCCAGAAAGUACAGAAGACUUUGAAACAGAAAAUGCUUUCCCACCCAUCGAGGUCACACUUGAGGUCCAGGAGGAUGUAAUCUUUUUUGAGGAUCCUAUGGUUGCAAGGUGGGAUGCUGAAGGUAAACAUUGGCAGACUGAUGGCAUCAGCAAUGUCUCUUACAAAUCAGAAGAAAGACUUAUAACAUUCAGCCUAGAAACCUUUAGCCCUGUUACCUUGAUUCAAGAUGCUCAUAUUAACAUGCCAUUUCAGUCAUGGGAACUAAGACCACUGGAUGUGAAUAAAGUACUUUUGACUGUGACUACUGUAUUUACUGAGAUUGAAAUACAAAUUAAGGAAAACCUCUGCAUGUUAGCAUCAAUCAAGCUAGAUAACAAAAAGCAUUCCUCUAUUUUGGAAGGAAGAUGGAUGACUCCCAUUUCUUUUAUUCUUGCUUUGAAAGAAACUGGAUUGAAUAUCUUCCCUACUAGACACUCUCAUUUUUAUGUUGUUAUAAAUAAUAAGGAUCCCUUGGUAGAAAUGAAAGCUUAUCGACAACUGGCCCUGCUAAGUUCUGCUUUUGCCUUUGGUUGGAGCAAGUGGAAUGUAGUAUGUAGUUCAAAAAAUGUUAUAGUGAAGCUGAGGGAACACGUUUCUGAAGAAGAGCUUGUUCAGGAUUUUAACUGGCCCCUGUUAAUGUUUAGUGGUGACAGAGCGCAGAGGCUCAACAUCAACGAAAACAGUGAAACAUUCUCUGAAGCCCUUAAAGAAGAAACCGAGUUUCAUUCUACUUUAUACCACAUGGUUAAGGAUUUUGCUUCCAAAGAAGCAAUGGAGAAAAUUAGAAGCUCCAAAUGCCAGUUUAUUGAUUCCGUAUGUUAUAUGCUACUCUCAACUAGAGUACUCAGCUAUUCUUAAUCCCCAGUGAUAAAUUUUGUUCAGUAUGAAGAAUCAAGGAACUUGGAGAAAAUAUCAGAUUAUUUCUUCAAUAAAAUGUAGUAAGUGAAUAUAUUUCAAGUAGGUUAUUAAAAU
Hyaena hyaena (striped hyena) is the source of this 2346-nucleotide messenger RNA. It is a transcript of the gene DNAI7, whose product is annotated as cilia and flagella associated protein 94. Gene Ontology annotation, cellular component: axoneme. The record is from RefSeq and is a predicted model, not a curated record. Bases 64 to 2232 code for a protein of 722 amino acids. Gene Ontology annotation, molecular function: beta-tubulin binding; microtubule binding. The transcript is spliced from 16 exons. Lineage: Eukaryota; Metazoa; Chordata; Mammalia; Carnivora; Hyaenidae.